AUGCUCAGAUCAGUCAUAUUACCAACAAUCCUUAGGUCUUCAAGAUCCAUGACCAAUUCAAAAAGGGUGUUUAACCAAUUCUCAACAUCAUCAUAUAGAAGUGCAAGUGCAGUAAGUGAAAGAUUUAUUGUACCAAAGGGAAAAAACAAAAUCAUUAAAGAACAAACGGAAUAUAGACAAUUACCAGAUGAUUCACAAUACAUUGAGAAAUUCUAUGAAGAAUUAGAUCUAUUCCAAAAAGAAAUUGUUAAUAAUUCAUCAAUAAAGGGAAAGAAUUUUUCAGAUUUUGAAGAUGAUCCAAAUGAAUUGAUUAUUCAAUUGGAAUUGUUUAUUGAAGGUAAAAUUAAACCACAAGUUAGUUUUGAUAAAUUAGCAAGGGCCAAAUAUGAAAGAUUUGAUGAAUUUUUAAGAAAUGUAAAGAUUACAUUGGUAUUGAAUGGUGGUCAUCCAAUGAUUUUUGAUAUUUUAUUACAAAGUAAACAACAUUUUGAUGGGUUUGAUAAGAUGAAAAAGAAAUAA
Molecule: messenger RNA, 519 nt
Organism: Hansenula ciferrii
Lineage: Eukaryota; Fungi; Ascomycota; Saccharomycetes; Phaffomycetales; Wickerhamomycetaceae
Gene: FMP23
Product: Fmp23p
Exons: 1
Coding region: 1-519 (172 amino acids)
Source: RefSeq, a predicted model, not a curated record